AUGGCGGGGCCCAGGAGCAGGAAGCGCGCGGCCGCGGAGGCCGCCGGCACGAGCAGGACGGCGGCGAGGCCGGAGGAUCUUUGGUUGUCGGCCUUCCCCAUUGGAACCGAGCGGGAAAACAUUGCCAAGAUAAAGGAGUUCAACUGGAACUUUCAAAAUCUAGAGAAAGCUCUAGAAGAAGGGGGAGAGCUGUAUGGGAAGACAGUUUACUUAUUUGCAAACACCGAACCUCAGCAAUUGCAUGUUAACGGCGAACAGAAGAUAGUUGAUUGUCCUUGCGCCCCGUCAGAUAAAGUUGGUAUAAAUUCUGUCCAAAGGGCAUAUGAAGAAAUACUACCAAUGAGAGCAAUGAAGAUGUCCUGGGUGCCCUAUGUUCCACUCGAGGACCGGCUCAGCAGGAUUGAGGGUUUGAAAACAAAAAUAUUCACUCUUCAUUGCUCCCAGCGAAGGUCUGCACUGAAGCAUCUGAAAACUGAGCAAGUCAAGAAGUUUGACUACUGCAUGCCAUAUUAUAUGCCGCUUAUUUCUCCUGAAGAGGACCAAGAUACAACUGUCGAUAUCAUAUAUCCUCUAGAACGCUCGAUAGUUUGCCCGUUUGACUGGGAAAUGGAUAAUUAUGAGGAGUUUACUGACGACCUAGUUAAAGCUGAGGAAUUGCCAGAGGAUGAGAGAGAAAAAUUUAAGGAAUUCGUAAAGGAGAAGGUUAGAGAAAGGAAGCGCGAGCUGAAACAGGCCAAAGAAGCCAGAAAAGAAGCUAUUGAUAACAUGGACCCUGAGAAAAAGAAGGCGUUUGAAAACAUCAAAUUUUACAAAUUUUAUCCUGUAAAUGCCCUGGACGCUCCUGAUUUAAGCAUACAAAAGGCAGAUUACAUCAAUAGAUAUUAUAUGAAGGCGCACAAACAGAGUUGA
Molecule: messenger RNA, 909 nt
Organism: Triticum turgidum subsp. durum (durum wheat)
Lineage: Eukaryota; Viridiplantae; Streptophyta; Magnoliopsida; Poales; Poaceae
Source: the annotation of a GenBank genome assembly